GCAGCUUCGCGUGCGGGGAGGCGAAGAUGCACCUGUCUUCACCCACAGGAAAAGGUGAUGAUCUAAAUGGGAUGGUCCGAGGAUCAUACUGGAAACCAUCGGUCUUACAUCAGGCUUAAUCCGACUUAGGAACCAUGAUGUGCUGGGGAGGUCGAUCUACCUCCACAGUCGGAUAGCCAGGGACUGUGUCCAUCCUGCCGCAGCCGACCUCCUGGCAUAUGCAAACCUACUUUCAUUCACUUCCUCCAUAAUACCGAACUUCACUCUCACCUGCAUUCUAGAAUGACGGAGUUCAAGUCAUCCAAACCUAGGUCCUACCAUGGUGUCCUCGGGCCGGCAACCAUCGGGGGCGGCACGACAUUCGUCCUCGCCACCUUCGGCUUCCUCUGCUUCCUCUGGUUCGGCGAAGGCCCCGGGGAUGGAGACGGAGCGUCUGCCCCCCGGAGAUGGAUCGUGCUCGCCCGACACGUCACCAAGGCCAUCACCCUCCUCAUUGCAGGCAUCGUGCUGAACAGACACGGCAUUCCCCUGCCACACGACACCGAAAUACAAGUUAUCCGUUUCACGAAUGACGGGCCUCUGAGGCUAGAAUGGCUUCUGGUCACGUCAGCCCGGAGUUUGGCUUCUCAAGCCGCCGUCUUCCUCCUGAUCACCACCGUCGCCGUCCAGCCUUCCUCUACGUUUCUGGUGUCUGACCUGGGCUUGAAAACCUCGGCAGAAGACUUCAGGAACAUAACUCUGAGAAUGCCCAUUCAGCCACGAGGUCAUCUCGCUGAACCGCUAAAUGAAUCCCUGAAUCCUCCGGUCGACUGCCUACACGCCCUUUGGCAAAACAUGACCACGCUCCGACGAUAUACGGGAGCCGCGUCUGACUUCGAAUCCCCCUUACUGCGUAUGCGCCCCUCGGACACGAGACCUUUCUACCUAUCUGCAACCAGUAACUUGUCAUACGAAGCCACAUUCCGCGAUGCGCGCUUGCCGUUGCCGGUGGACUGUAAUAGCGGAAGUUGCUUCACCUCGAGCUCCAGGUGCUCGUUACAGCAGUUGCAGCUUGCCCGGACGCAGACAAAUCAGUCGGACAAAAUUGCUCUUGAAGAGGCUGGACUAUGUGUUAUUCAUGGUCGUAUCUAG
This is a messenger RNA of Colletotrichum destructivum, 1131 nucleotides long. RefSeq lists its product as uncharacterized. The coding region runs from base 283 to 1131 and encodes 282 amino acids. The record is from RefSeq and is a predicted model, not a curated record. The transcript has 5 exons. Lineage: Eukaryota; Fungi; Ascomycota; Sordariomycetes; Glomerellales; Glomerellaceae.